This is a messenger RNA of Biomphalaria glabrata, 2658 nucleotides long. RefSeq names its product aspartate dehydrogenase domain-containing protein-like. Gene Ontology annotation, biological process: NAD+ biosynthetic process. The transcript has 8 exons. Gene Ontology annotation, molecular function: NADP binding; L-aspartate dehydrogenase [NAD(P)+] activity. NCBI's taxonomy places the organism in Eukaryota, Metazoa, Mollusca, Gastropoda, Planorbidae. The record is from RefSeq and is a predicted model, not a curated record. The coding region runs from base 46 to 873 and encodes 275 amino acids.
UCUGUACAGAAGAUCUAUUACGGAUUUGUUUACGAUUUGCUCACUAUGUCAAAAAAAGUUGGAAUAGUUGGUUUCGGACAUUUAGGCCAGUUCCUGUUUUCUGAAAUUAAGAAAAGAAAUGACCUGGAAUUGGUCUUUGUUUGGAAUCGUACAGCGGCAGCACUAACUGGGCAUGUCCCCGAGGAAUUAAUACUCCAUGACCUCAAUGACUUCAAGAACAGAUGUGCAGACCUGAUUGUAGAGGUGGCCCACCCAACCAUAACACAAGAGUACGGCCCAUUGUUUUUACAGCAUGCAGACUACAUGAUUGGCUCCCCUACAGCUCUGGCAGAUACCCGAUUAGAAACCAGCCUUCGAUCAGCUGCCACAAAACAUGGAUUGUACAUUCCACAAGGAGCUUUCUGGGGUGGUGAAGAUAUCAGAAAAAUGGCAGAUAGAGGAACUCUCCAGGCUUUACGAGUCACAAUGAAGAAACAUCCGUCCUGUUUCCUGCUGAAUGGAGAGAUUGAGGUGUUAAACAAAACUGUCACAGACACGCCAGUCAGGUUAUAUGAAGGCAGUGUUGGUGGUUUGUGUCCCCUGGCUCCUAACAACGUGAACACAAUGGCAGCCGCCGCUUUGGCUGCGCACAAUUUGGGCUUCGAAAAAGUUCAAGGAGUUUUGGUGUCGGACCCAAGUUUAACUAACUGGCAUAUUGUUGAGGUUGAGGUCUGGGGACCUGGAGAUAUAGAGGCUGACAAAACAUUUUACUGCAAGACAGUUCGUCGCAAUCCCGCAGCCUUAGGGGCAGUGACUGGUUCAGCGACAUAUGUUUCAUUCCUCAGCAGUGUAUUAGGUGCUCAUGGCAAAGGACCAGGUGUUCACUUAUGUUAGGGAGACGCACAAAAGGAGCCAGUAUCUGCAACUUGAAGAGAUUUUUCUUGGAUUGAAAAGAGUUUGUGACAGGCUAGAGGUCUUCCGAUGUUUUUCUUGGACCAAUUCCUCCUUCAGAUUUGAAUGCUACAGAGGUGAUGGCUAAUAACUAGCUUACCAUGUCAAUGUUCUGUACCUUGCAUAAGAUCAUAGAGUAUAUUUGGGACUGGGGUUGUCUUCAUGCAUGGUUCAGACAGGGCUGUCACAGGAUAUAGGACAAACAUUGUGUUGACUCUGCUGUUAUUGUUCUAGUCUUCCACUUGUUCAGUGCCUACAUUUUUUAUUGUUAUCUUGUUCAGCAGAGUUUUAUUUACUAGGAUUAACCAUUGUUAAUGUAAUGCAGGGGUUCUCAACCUGUGGGUCACGACCCCCUUGGGGGGUCGAUUGAAGAUUUGCCAGAGGUUGCCUAAGACCAUCAAAAAUAUGGAUUGUUUUUGUCUAUUCUAUUAUUGCUCUGUGUGUGUGUGUGGGGGGGGGUCGCAGCAGUGUGGGGGAUUCUAAAAUGGGGUCGCCGAGCUUGAAAAGUUGAGAACCGCUGAUGUAAUGUAUAUAAAGAUAUAUUUACAUUUGAGUCUACUUAACAAACUUCAGUUCUCCUUGUUUGUUGAACUUGACCCAAAUACAGAAAUCAAUUAUUGGGGACUUUCACGUUGAACUAACUAAUCAAGGACCUGAAAUUUCACUAUUGCCAACUAGAAUAAAAAUAUAAUUUGAGAUACUAACAGAAAAGUUUUUAAAAUGUAAUUUUGCAGUGCUAAAAAAGGUGCUCACAAAUUAUCAUAUAAAUCUUUUUUUUUAAUUUAGCUUACCAACACUUCCUUCAUUCUGUACACUGGAUACGCUAAAAAAACUUGAUAUUUAAAGUUUUUUCACACAUUGAUGAAAAUCUCUACUUCCGGUACUGACAUUUGAGACAAUGAACUCUUCAAAUUUUGUGGAGAAUAAUUCUUAAAAUGUAAUUUUUCAUUUCUUCAUUGUUUUUUUUUAUAUAUUUAAAUUUAACAUUUCUAAUUAAGUCUUAUCAAAAUUUUUCUUGAAUUUUUAAAAAAUAGUGUAUCAAAAAGCAAAGAAGCACAUAAUAUUGAUAGCUAUAGUAGUGCCUUCUAAAGUCCUUUUUUCAACCUCUAAACUCAAAGUCUUGUCUUUUAUGGUCUUCACUUUUCUCUGUGUUUAUAUUGUUUAGAACAUUUGUCUGGUCAGGAAAGUCACUUUUAUUUUAAAGUACUUUCUAUCUUUUCUAUCUUUAGGUCAUCAGUUUCUUUGGCCAACAGUUAACGAGCAGGGUGUCAUGUGGCCAGCACAAUGACUAACCAGUUGUUUUUUUUCCCCAACUUAAGUCAAGCACCCAUUAAAGUUGAUAUUGACUCACGGUUGUCCUUAAAAUUUUGAAAUUCAAAAUCCCAGUUUUCACCAAGAUUUGAACCCAAGACCCCAGGUUCAGAAGCCAAUUGCUUAACCCCUCGGCCACCACACUCCUAUAAAACAGAUGACCUUAACCUUUGCCCUAUUGAUUACAAGGUUUGAAAAGGAGAACUUGUUUAUUGCACAACCCUACAAAUAGUUUUGUACUAAAUACUUCAUUUCAUUCAAUGCACAUAAUGAUAGAUAUAAAAGAGUUCUCUUGUAUUACUCAGAAAGAUUUUAAUUCUAUUCUAUACAAGAUGCUAAUCUUACCUCCUUGGAAGUGUUCUAUAUGAUAGAAGUUUUAUUUGUUUCAUAUGAAAAUAAACUGUCAUUCGAAGACUA